AUGAUCUUGGGAACGAUCUUCAGGGCUCUACGAAUGCACAAUGCUAAAGUGGAAUGCAAGAUGCCCUUCUUAAGAGAUUUUAAUGAACGCUGUGCCCAAUGUUCAGAAGUGAACUGGGGUCUCACUGAUGGAGGCAGAUUUUAUUGCAGAUCUUGCCACAAUGUUACUGAGAAAAUUACAGAAGUUGCAAACACUGAUUUUGCUUCUAAUAUAAAAAUCCAGACAGUCUCCAAAAGUUUAAAAAAGCAGGAAAAAAAUGAUGGAGGCUGUGAAUGGUAUGUUUGUGAAGGCUUUCAGCUUGUACUCAGGAAACAAGCUGAAGCUUUGCAAGCGUUAGGAGUAUGUCCACAAAUUAAGGAUGAAGUUCUGUGGAAUUUUUGGAGGCGUUACCUUCAGAAGACCAAACAGGCAUACUUCGACAGACCAGCUGGAGAAACUGCCGAACCAAUAAUACAAUGACUUAUUUACAAAAAACAGGUAUGUGAUAGCAGUACUGAUGUGGACAGUGACCCAGAGAGACUUUACUCGUCUCUCUCUGAGAGUGAGGGGGAUCUACAGACUGAUCGCAGCUUUGUCUCAUCAACUAGCAAGGUCUCAGAAAGCACCUCAGUGCACUCUCGCUCUGGAUCAGUAGAUGGUAGCUUGUAUUUAAUGAAGAAGCCUAAGGAGAAACUGAGAAUGACGAUGCCAAUGACCCUUUCGUUUUGUUACAUGGCAUUACUCUGGAUGAGAGAAACAAUGACAUUAUCUGAGCUCUUAAGGUUUGUUUUUGAAGGUCAUAUUCCAUAUUUGAAUGUUUUCCAGCAUUUUCCAGAGCAGAUGAAAUUACGUGGACCUGAUAUUAAGAUCUUUUCUGUAGAGUCAUGGCCUUCAUAUGAAGAAGUGUUCAAAAAAAUGCAUGAGCUUGCAGAGUUUUUAGAACUGCCUCGUUUUCCAGACAUAACAGACAGCUGCUUUCUUCAUCCGGACAUGUUGUGUAUGAAGUACUUGAUGGAAGCAAAUUUACCUGAUGAAAUGCAUAAUUGGACUUGUCGAGUGGUGAAGAAGGCUUGUAUUGGAGAAGUGGAUUUCCUGACUCUCGUGCCUGGAAAUAAGUCAACGAGAAAAGUGAAAUACGACGUUCUUGCUGCAGCAGUUAUUGUAGUGGUGCUCAAAGUAUUGUUUUUAUUAAAUGAUAACUAUGAAUGGUUACUUUCAGACUUUGCUGAAGAAAGAAAUAAAAACAACGAAGAAGAUGGUCCAUGUUUUGAGUUAAAAAAGUGGUACAAGGUGCUAAAACAUACCUUGGAUGUGGAGCAAAAGAAAUUGGAUGAAAGAAGAGCCAAGUAUCUGUGGAGAUGUGAAAAACCACUGUUUUAUUCAGCCAAGAAGAAAUCCAAAGUUCUUAAGAGAAGACAAAUCGUUGUGAACUUACAAAAUCAGUUUGCCAGGCUGUCUGGUUCAGUGCUACAUGCUGAAAAGCCAAAGCCUUCAAGUUUUCAGUUAAGAUGGUCUGAAGAAAACACAGAUGGGAGUUGUUUUCACGGGCAUAGCCUGAAGGGAAUUUUGCAAAAAAAAUCUGGUUUACUUAAAGCCAAGAAGCCUCGCUAUUGGCUGUGUACACGUAAACUAUGUAAUGAGAAAUUGUGUGGUCAUCUGGCUCAUUAUAGAGGAGUAAACUUUCCCCAGAGCUACCGUUUUGUACUAAGGUUAUUCUCCUUUCUUUUGAGGAUAGAGCCCUCUUAUAUCCAUGAUGAGGUGUGUAUGAUAGAACACAAGCUUUUUAAUAAAAAACUCUGUAAAAAAAAAAAAAAAAAAAAAAAAAAAGAAAAAAAAAAAGAAAAGGCCCAAGGAAGUAAAAAGGCCUAAAAAUAAAAGGCCUAAAACCAUGUAAAUUAGUUGGUUGAAUCCAGAACCAUGGUAUUGUAUGUAAACUUACACUGAUACUUUUGCUUGCAUGGAAAUUUUUUAAGAAAAUAUUGCUAAGAUCUACUACUGUACUUCAGUUGUAGUGGUUUUUUAUCUACAAUUUAAGUCACUAGUUUCCAGCUGGGAAAGCUACCAAGGAAAGUGGUUAUCACAAUUUAUUUCUUCAGUUUGUAUGAAAUCCCCAUUUUGGGGGCAUAAUUGUACAGACUUUGAGUGUGCUGGACAGCACAUUACCAUCUAAUUACAUUGUGAGAUUUUUGCAAUAAAAAUAUUAUCUUUAUUUUACCUACUGUUAUAUGACAGCAAAUGUAUUUCUAGAAAGUAAUGUUUACUUUGUUUUAAAAUAGUGUGUUAACAAAUAAAAGGAGCAGUUGGUUGAU
Molecule: messenger RNA, 2288 nt
Organism: Athene cunicularia (burrowing owl)
Lineage: Eukaryota; Metazoa; Chordata; Aves; Strigiformes; Strigidae
Gene: TAF1B
Product: TATA-box binding protein associated factor, RNA polymerase I subunit B
Exons: 15
Biological process (GO): RNA polymerase I preinitiation complex assembly; nucleolar large rRNA transcription by RNA polymerase I
Cellular component (GO): RNA polymerase I core factor complex; RNA polymerase transcription factor SL1 complex
Molecular function (GO): RNA polymerase I core promoter sequence-specific DNA binding
Source: RefSeq, a predicted model, not a curated record